This is a messenger RNA of Prunus armeniaca (apricot), 180 nucleotides long. Lineage: Eukaryota; Viridiplantae; Streptophyta; Magnoliopsida; Rosales; Rosaceae. The record is from the annotation of a GenBank genome assembly.
AUGGCCCCGGCGUCGCCGGGGUUGAAUUUGCAUGUUGUUCCUAGAGAAGACGAAACAGAGGGCAACGACGUUAUUGAUCAUUGUAUGAAAUGGGGGCUAAUCCCUAGUUUCAUCAAGAAAACAGAGAAGCCUGAUCACUAUAAGAUGGUAAUAGCAAUUACUUUCGUGGCUGAUCCCUAG